GAAAAACGUUUGAGGUUGAUAUACUUCCAUAUCACAGGUUAAGGCAUCUGAAAUAUUUAAUGACGAGACCAGGGCACAUCCUUAACAUGUGCAAGCACCUUAGUGUGUUUGUUUUUCUACUGGCAAGCAUCACGAAUGUAUAUUGUGGAGACGCACUGCAAACUACACAUCAAGACAACAGCACACUUCAACACCAAUCAAAACGAAACGUUGGCACAACAAAGUAUCCAAUGCCUUACACUGGUGAAAUUAAGCAUUCGUUGUAUGAUGGCAAAGAAAUCAUUGUGGAAGGAGUCAUCGAUAAAAAACCCCAAAGUUUUAUUGUCGAAUUGUGUGAGAAAAGUUCAUGCUACCAAGACAUCGAAAUGCAAGCCACUUAUCGUUUUCACACUCAGAGAUUCAACUUGAAUAGCAGAAGAAACUUCAAGUGGGGACCAGACAAAGUUACAGACGGUAAACUGUUACAAGAACAACAAGCAUUUAACAUGAAAAUUGUAAUUUACAGCCAACAAAUUAAGGUAUUUCUCAAAAGCAAAACUUUUGAAUUAAAUGGGUUGGUAAGGAUGACAAAGAUAAAGUACAUUCGGAUUCGUGCAAGCGCUAAAGUACAUUGGAUUUUGUUUUCAGUAGGUCACCCAACUUAAUAUUUAAUUAAGUAUUCUUAAAAUAGGCAUUUGAAUAUAGGAAAUACCAGUCAUAAAAAAUGAAUAUUAUACUUUAAGUCAUUUACCGAAGUGACUGAAAUAGGUAAGC
Physella acuta is the source of this 753-nucleotide messenger RNA. RefSeq lists its product as uncharacterized. The record is from RefSeq and is a predicted model, not a curated record. Gene Ontology annotation, molecular function: galactoside binding; carbohydrate binding. Lineage: Eukaryota; Metazoa; Mollusca; Gastropoda; Physidae.